Plasmodium gallinaceum is the source of this 1107-nucleotide messenger RNA. RefSeq names its product protein disulfide isomerase, putative. NCBI's taxonomy places the organism in Eukaryota, Apicomplexa, Aconoidasida, Haemosporida, Plasmodiidae. Gene Ontology annotation, cellular component: endoplasmic reticulum. The annotation marks the transcript as partial. The transcript is spliced from 14 exons. Gene Ontology annotation, molecular function: protein disulfide isomerase activity. The record is from RefSeq and is a predicted model, not a curated record.
UAUGCUCCUCAAUGUGCAUAUUGUAAACAUAUAUGGAAUAGAAUAAUUAAUUUAAAAAUAUUGAUUCAAAAUGAAAACAAAAAAAAAAUUUAUUUUGGGGAAGUAAAUUGUGAUGAUAAUUCUGGAAGAGAAAUUUGUAAAAAAUAUGAUGUUAUAAAUAUACCACAAUUAAAAAUGUUUAAAGGAAAUGAGUUAUUAUCAACUUAUUCAAAUUAUAUAAAUAAUGAAACUUUUAUAAAAAAGUGGAUAUAUUAUGUUACAACGCCAAUCUUUUAUAAUAUACAUUCAGAAGAAGAAUUAAAUUCUUAUAAGACAGAAGAUAAUAUUUUCUUAAUUUGUUCUGAAAAUUUAAAUGAAGAUUUAAUUAAGGCAGCUAAGUUAUACUAUGAUGGAAAUUAUUUUUUAAAUAUUAAAAAUGAAGAAAUGUGUAAAAAAUUAAAUAUUGAACAAAAUCAUUUAUAUGUUAAAGGUUUAUAUAAACAUGAUACUUAUAACUUAGAUCAAAAGGAUUUUGAAUCAUUAAAAUCUUUCAUAAAUAAAAAUAGAUUUCCUUUAGUAAAUAAAAUUGAUCAUCAUAAUUUUUUUAAUACAAGAAGUAGUGGAAAUAAUUUAAUAUUACUGUUACUUGAUUUAAAAACAAGUUACAAUUCAUAUAUUUCAAAAUUCACUAAAUAUGCAGAAAAAUACAAAAAUUUGAAUCAUUUCAUUUUUGGAUUUAUUGAUGGAUAUUCUUAUGAAGAAAAUUUAGAACUAUAUGGAACUGAUUCAAGAAAAUAUCCUCAAAUUGUUGUAUUUAGCAAAAAUCCACGUGAAUAUUAUUUUGAAAACUACUUUGAUUUAGAUCACAUAAAUAGAAUAAUAGAUGAUAUAUUGAACCAUAAAAUUAAUUCAAAAACUGAAAAAUUUACCAAAACAAAAAUAUUAUUAAUUAGACUAAAAAAACACAUGACUUAUAUUUUAGAAAAAGCAUUUAAAACAGAUUAUAUUUCAUUCUUCGGUUUUUUAUGUUCUAUUAUUUUAAUAGUAUUUACUUUUAUAUUAAUGAUUCAUACUAUUUAUAAAUUUAUUAAUAAAUCAGAAUAUAAUUUAGAAGAAAAAUAUAAAUAG